CGGCUCUGUUCCGCUUGAGUCCGGCCCGUGCACGCGCACACACACACACACUCUUACUGAGGCUUUAAUAUCCUGUAAUAGACAGACAGAUAGAAAUCUUCAACAUGCCGUUUUCGGAAUUAUAUUUUAACGUGGAUAAUGGCUAUUUGGAAGGACUAGUGAGAGGCUUUAAGGCUGGAAUUCUCACUCAGGGCGAUUACCUGAACCUGGUUCAAUGUGAAACACUGGAAGAUCUGAAGCUUCAUCUGCAGAGCACGGAUUAUGGAAGCUUUCUGGCCAACGAAGCGUCUCCCCUCACUGUAUCUGUCAUCGAUGACAAGCUGAAGGAGAAGAUGGUGGUGGAGUUCCGCCACAUGAGGAACCAGUCGUACGAGCCUUUGGCCAGCUUCAUGGAUUUCAUCACGUACAGCUACAUGAUUGAUAAUGUCAUCCUGCUGAUCACGGGAACGCUGCACCAGAGGUCUAUCUCCGAGCUGGUGCCUAAAUGCCACCCGCUGGGCAGCUUUGAGCAGAUGGAGGCCGUCAACAUUGCCCAGACCCCUGCCGAGCUCUACAACGCCAUCCUGGUUGAUACACCACUGGCCGCUUUCUUCCAGGAUUGCAUCUCGGAGCAGGAUCUUGAUGAGAUGAACAUAGAGAUCAUCCGUAACACCCUGUACAAGGCGUAUCUUGAGGCCUUUUAUAAGUUCUGCACCAAUCUAGGUGGAACCACAGCAGACACCAUGUGCCCUAUUCUGGAAUUUGAAGCAGACCGGAGGGCCUUUAUAAUCACCAUCAACUCAUUCGGGACGGAGUUGUCUAAAGAGGACCGGGCUAAACUCUUCCCACACUGCGGAAAGCUUUACCCAGAAGGCCUAGCACAACUGGCUCGGGCUGACGACUACGAGCAGGUCAAAGCGGUUGCUGACUACUACCCUGAAUAUAAGCUUCUAUUUGAGGGUGCUGGGAGUAACCCAGGCGAUAAAACGCUGGAGGAUCGCUUCUUUGAGCACGAGGUGAUGCUGAACAAACUGGCCUUCCUUAACCAGUUCCACUUCAGUGUGUUCUACGCUUAUGUGAAGCUGAAGGAGCAGGAAUGCCGUAACAUCGUGUGGAUCGCAGAGUGUAUCGCGCAGAGGCACCGCGCCAAGAUCGACAACUAUAUCCCCAUUUUCUAAUGUUAGACCCUCUGAUUAACUCUUGUCUGAAAUUGUCCAUUCACACCCUGUUAUUUAUAAGUGCUGUAUAUUUUGAAUCAUUUCUAUAAUAUCUAAUGAUGUAUGUUUUGUCUAGAAGUCCAGCUUUCAGGCAGCAGCUUACUCUGGUUGAGAUUUAACACGUUUACAGCCUUCCUUGGAGAGGGAAUCGUCCGUGGUGGUUCUUGGUUCAGUUAAAGAGUUGAAAACUUUAAUAUGGUACAUAGGGAUCAAAAUAGCAUUAAUGUGCGACACACCAACAUUUUGUUCUAGAUGCUGUGUCUAAUGUCUAUAGUGUCUGACCAGAUAAAGACCUACUCUGACAUCCUGGUCCUACAUGUGACAGAUUUUUCCUUUGUAAAUCAGCAGAUCCGCUGUUCGUCUUUUACUUUAAUGCAUUGUUAUUCUGAUGAACCGAAGGUCUUUAGUACCGAGAUGUGUGUAAAAUAAAUAAAUAAAUGAAAAAGAUCACUGGAACAUCAACACGGAUAAAGCAAAAGAGUAUAAUUGGACAUUUUACAGACUUUAGGACUGCAUGAUUGAUUGAGUCAAACAUUCCAUAAUUUUAGCUUAUUAUACGGAAUCAUUAAAAUGAUUGAGUGUCUCCAAAUUAAACCUUGCUGUACAGACAUGUUGCGUUCCCUUUGUAAACCAAAUUCCAUCACAAUCAUACUUCUCUGGCUCAACCUUAUCGGGUUGUAACGAGUAUUAAGAAAGCAUCGGUUGAAAAAAUACGAGCGUGAACUUUUAUGAUAGAAACAUGCUUAAGUGGACGUGUGUUGAUUUUUCUUGUGUAUGGAUGCAUUAGUCUGUGUGUUGAAGCUAAUGUGAAUUGUGCUCUUCUGUUUUUGUAAAUUAGUGUUGACUAACUUAUGGUGUAGAUCAAAUUUUAUCAACGAGAGCCAAAUGUGAAAGGUCGGACCUAUAUAAGAAUAGAAUAUGAUUUAAAUAUGAAAUAUGACCUUGCAUUCAGGUAUCCCGUGCUGUAAAAGAAAAAAAAAAUACUAUAUUUAUGUUAUCUUGCUUGUGUUGGAGAGAAGUAUAUGGAUUCUGUGUCUAAAUCUAUCUGUGGAUUUUGUUAUUAAACAUGUAGGACAUGG
Ictalurus furcatus (blue catfish) is the source of this 2275-nucleotide messenger RNA. RefSeq names its product ATPase H+ transporting V0 subunit d1 (gene atp6v0d1). The transcript is spliced from 8 exons. Gene Ontology annotation, cellular component: proton-transporting V-type ATPase, V0 domain; plasma membrane proton-transporting V-type ATPase complex; early endosome. Gene Ontology annotation, molecular function: proton-transporting ATPase activity, rotational mechanism. Bases 105 to 1157 code for a protein of 350 amino acids. Gene Ontology annotation, biological process: vacuolar transport; vacuolar acidification; proton transmembrane transport. The record is from RefSeq and is a predicted model, not a curated record. NCBI's taxonomy places the organism in Eukaryota, Metazoa, Chordata, Actinopteri, Siluriformes, Ictaluridae.